Messenger RNA from Bicyclus anynana (squinting bush brown), 3261 nucleotides. RefSeq names its product protein D2-like. The transcript has 4 exons. NCBI's taxonomy places the organism in Eukaryota, Metazoa, Arthropoda, Insecta, Lepidoptera, Nymphalidae. The coding region runs from base 55 to 693 and encodes 212 amino acids. The record is from RefSeq and is a predicted model, not a curated record.
AUUCGACAGUUGACUCUAUCUGAGUAGGUACAGUUUUUUAAGUACUCCGUGAUAAUGCACAAAAUAUGGAAAGUUACAAUCGUUUUACUUGUACUCUCAGCUAUCAUAGACAAAGUAUUUGCUUAUCCAAAAUCGCCGGUUCAAAGCGUAUUCGAAGCUAAUGAAAUAGUUCCCGAUGUCAUUCCAAUAGCACCAUACUGGAAAGUGUGGGUAACUUACGCGACUGGUGUCGAAGUUGAAUUUGGUAAUGAGCUAACUCCGACUGAAGUUAAGGAUAUACCCUUUGUUUGGUGGACGUGUGAUGAUAAGUCUCAUAAAUAUUAUACACUGGCUAUAGUUGAUCCGGACGCACCUUCCCGGGUCGAACCAACAAGCCGCAACUGGAACCACUGGCUUGUUGGAAACAUUCCCGGGAACGAUGUACCGUCCGGGGAGACCAUCGCGGAUUUCGUUGGCGCUGGACCCGGCUUGGGCUCUGGGCUACAUCGCUACGUGUAUCUUGUGUAUAAGCAACCCUCGAGACUAUUCUUUAAUGAGCCACGUCUUAGUAACAGGUCUGCCGUUAACCGCACAAAUUUCUCUAUCACGGAUUUCGCCAAGAAAUAUAAUCUAGGAGAUCCAAUAGCUGGAAACUUCUUUGUAGCCCAGUACGACGAUUACGUACCAAUUCUUUACGAGCAAUUGGGACUUUAAAACACUAUACCACAUAGAUGUGUAUAUUUAAUAAAAAGCAUGAUUAGUUUUUAACAUGUUUUAUAGGUUAUGUUUGUAAGUUCUUAAAAUCAUGUUUAACGUAAUUUUCUAAAAAUAUGAAUGAUUGUCUACUUCCUACUUACUGCAGUCAAAUAUUUACCAUGAAAUUUCAUUUAUUUGUGGAUUUUUCUUCCAAAUUUCAAUACUGGCUCAAUAAAGCGUAAAAUCAAUUUCUCUGUAUUGAAACUACUUCGCGAUUAUGUAUUACCACUAUUACUGUAUUGAUAACGGAUUAAAAAUUACAUUAUUCAGUUUGAUUAUUAGAAAGAUAUACUGAUGUAUAUCAUAUAUAUCAUCAUUAUCAACCCAUAUUCGGCACACUGCUGAGCUCGAGUCUCAAUGCUGGCUCAAUGGCUUCACACACGCAGAGAAUUAAGAAAAAUCUCUGGUAUGCAGGUUUCAAACGACAAUAUAAUCGAAUAGUCAAGUGAGUCAUUUGGAGCAUUAAUAAAAGUUUUAUUGGACUUCUGAGAAUAUAAAAUCUAAUUUAAUUAAAUUAAUUUUUAAAGUAAAUUAUAGUUUAUUUUGGAAAGGAUUUGGAUAUUUGAAAAAUAUAUUAUGUAGAGUUUAACAUAGUUAUUUUUACCUAAUACAGUUAGGUUACAUAUCUUUCCACUUUGGAUGUUGAAAACUCCUUGAAAGUAUUCGUACUUUUUGAGUUUGAGGUGAAUUUAGUGUUAUAGUCAACCGUAGCUGGCUUAAGUUGUUAUUCCAGCUAUCUUGCCGGUUAAGCUGCAGUUAAUAGUGAACCUUCUCAGCCAAACUUACAUUUUAUACGUGUUAGCUUUACUAACAACUUAGAAAUUUCAUAUGUAAAGUUUUUGAAGAACCGGGCACCGCUCUCUUGACCUUAUUACAGAGCUUUCUGCGUUCUCUACUGACUUUAUAUAUUUAUAAUUAGUUGUCUUUACGGAAAUAUUUUGAUUUUUAUAUCUCUAUUAAAUAAAAUUCUAAUAUUGCGGUGUAUGUUGCAAGUCUCCUCCGAAAGGGCUGGACCGAUUUUUUAAAAUUUUGUGUGCAUAUAGUUAUCUAUUUUUCAUACCUCUAAAUGAUAGGUAAGGGUGGUCCAUUCCAAAAUGUUUAUUAGGCAAAACACAGCUAGUUAGCUGUAUAUAAUAUACUCGUAGUUAUCCGUUAGGUACUCGCGAAUUUGUCCGUGAGAAAUUUAAUUUAUAAUUUACACUAAUCUGUUAACUAUAAAAGGCAGCAAACCCACAUGAGUAGCGUGGAAUAGGGAUGAUGACUGAUGAGUAUGCUAAUAGUAAAGAAAUUUUGUAAAAAGUAACAGGGUAUCUGCGAUCAUUACUUUCGGAGCUACAGGGAUUUAAAGGGUCAGAUUUGCGACGCUGCCGCGGACCCCUGAAAAACGCCCCAUACAAAAUGGCACGAACUAAUGACGUCGUAGGCACUUAGUGAUAGUUAAUUUGUAUGGGCGUUCAAACAAAAUUACCAAUAUCUUUGUUAUUUGUGCAUUUAUGUUUAUAGUUCAUAUAUUAAAAAAUUACACGUUUAAUGUAAGGAAGCUAAAACUGUAUGAACUUUUAUCUAAUUACGAUAAAAGAUUUUUAAUAGAUUUUGAAAUUUUAUAAUCUUAUUUAUUUUGCAAAUAUCCAGUUAAUCUUUGCUUUUUAUGUAUAAAUUAGUUAACAUUGACCUUAUUUAUCCGAAUGUAUUAUAAAAAUCAAUAUAUUCAAACCUAGUAAACCUAAACACUUACACACACACUUUCGCCUUUAUAAUAUUACUGUGACAUGAUUAAUAUUCCCAUUCCCCUCCAACUAGUGGGAAAAAGUGCGUUAGGAGUGCGACAAUAAUCCAGUGGUCAGUGACAACAUGAGUCAAAACAAAAUAAGUCCGCCCCUUUACUGUUGGGCUAUUGAGGCUUUCAUUCUAUUGUAGGAAACGAAUAUAUCUUCCAUACUCGGCUCACUGGUGAGCACGAGUCUCUAAUCAGAAUGAGAGGGGUUAGGACAAUAUUAUGAUAUCACGCUGGCACAAUUUUUUUUUUAUUCCCUACAAGUUAGCCCUUGACUACAAUCUAACCUGAUGGUAAGUGACGAUGCAAUCUAAGAUAAAAGUGGACUAACUUGUUAGGAAUAUGAUGAAAUCCACACUCCUUUCGGUUUCUACACGACAUCGUACCGGAACACUAAAUCGGUUGGCGGUACGUCUUUGUCGGUAGGGUGGUAACUCGCCACGGCCGAAGCUUCCCAAGGGCUAUUGAGACUUUCAUUCUAUUGUAGGAAACGAAUAUAUCUUCCAUACUCGCCUCACUGGUGAGCACAAGUCUCUAAUCAUAAUGAGAGGGGUUAGGACAAUAUUAUAAUACCACGCUGACCCAAUGCGGAUUGGCAGACUUCUCAUACGUAAAGAAUUAAGAAAAUUCUCAUGUAUGCAGGUUUCCUCAUGAUGUUUUUUUUUCACCGUUUGAGACACGUGGUAUCUAAUUUUUUUAAAUGCACAUAACUGAAAAGUUGGAGGUGCAUGCCCCGGACCGGAUACGAACCU